CACGUUCGUCGCUGUAUCUAAACGUUUUAAAUUGACAUAACUAAUCAAAACAAAAACAUUAACAAAAUGAAAUUUUUAUUCUUGACCCUACUCGUUUGUUUUGCCAUCUUCAUGGCAGUCAGUGCUGUGCCUGUCGAUGAAUCAAUACCAGAGGGUCUUGAAGGUGCUGCUAGUGAUAGAAUCAGUCCAACUGAUGAUCAAUCAUUUUUACUGAAAUUGGCUUUGUUGAAAAAGCUUCUGUUCCUCGGUUAAAUUAUUUCAAUUGACGAAAUAUCUGAUAGUGUUUAUAGUUAUUAACAUAAGUCAUUAAAUAAUUCAGUACAGUUAAUAUAAAAUUAAUAUAUCCGUUAUUACAAACAAAGCUACAUUUCAUCAUCUAUUUUUGCUGAUAGUCAUAUAUUAAAAUAGUAUAAACUUGUUGUGUAUUUA
Messenger RNA from Teleopsis dalmanni, 429 nucleotides. RefSeq lists its product as uncharacterized. The coding region runs from base 67 to 252 and encodes 61 amino acids. The record is from RefSeq and is a predicted model, not a curated record. The transcript has 2 exons. Lineage: Eukaryota; Metazoa; Arthropoda; Insecta; Diptera; Diopsidae.